Messenger RNA from Aspergillus pseudoviridinutans, 1179 nucleotides. Its product is annotated as putative extracelular cellulose binding protein (Cip2). Bases 1 to 1179 code for a protein of 392 amino acids. The transcript is spliced from 2 exons. The record is from RefSeq and is a predicted model, not a curated record. Lineage: Eukaryota; Fungi; Ascomycota; Eurotiomycetes; Eurotiales; Aspergillaceae.
AUGAUGUUCCUCUACCCAGUCCUGCUUUCGCUCCUCUCCAGUGGAGCCCUGGCUGCCAACUGCACCAGUCUUCCUUUAUCCCCCCAGCUGCAGUCCAUCACCACACUCCCUGAUCCCUUCUCAUGGUAUCCCCUGCAGCAGUCCGGUCGUGUUACCACUCUCUCCGACUGGCAAUGCCGUCAGAGUCACAUUAGCACGCUCCUCCAGCAGCUCGAACUAGGCACCAAGCCUCCUGCUCCCUCCAGCGUAACCUCCACCUUCAGCCAAAACAAACUUACCAUAACCGCCUCCAAUGCCGGAAAUACCAUCUCCUUCACAGCAACCAUCACCUAUCCUUCUGGUACCGGAGCAGGACCCUACCCCGCGAUGAUCGCCUACGGAGGCCUGAGCAUCCCCCUCCCACCAGGCGUCGCAACCAUCACCUUCGACAACAGCCAGAUCGCCCAGCAAAACGACCAAAGCAGCCGCGGCAAAGGCCUCUUCUACAGUCUGUACGGCGCAAACCACUCCGCCGGCGCAAUGAUGGCCUGGGCAUGGGCCACAUCGCUCAUCAUCGACCGCCUCGAAGCCACCCCGGCCGCGAAAAUCGACACAGCCCGAAUCGGGGUGACGGGGUGCUCGCGGAACGGCAAGGGGGCGCUGAUGGCCGGUGCAUUCGAUUCGCGGAUUGCACUCACCGUGCCGCAGGAGUCAGGCACCGGGGGAUCAGGAUGCUGGCGGCUCGCGCAGGCCUCAGAAGGCGCGCCGCAGAACGUGCAGACGGCGGGGGAGAUCGUCCAGGAGAAUGUCUGGUUCUCGACGGCGUUCAAUACCUAUGCGAACAAUGUCGACAGUCUCCUGUUUGACCACCAUAUGCUGGCUGGGCUGAUUGCCCCGCGGGGUCUCCUGUCCAUUGACAAUGCGGGGUAUCAGUGGUUGGGGCCGUGGUCGUCGUUGGGAUGUAUGGGGACGGCGAGGCUGAUCUGGCAGGCAAUGGGGGUGCCGGAUCGUAUGGGGUACUCGAUGUCUACGAAUCAUCCGCAUUGCUCGUUUCCGGAUCAGCAGAGGGGUGACCUGUUUGCGUUUAUCAAUCGGUUCUUGCUGGGGAUGGAGGUCAACACCACGGUGCAGAAGAAUUAUGCGGGGAUUGCGUUUGAUAGCAAGCCGUGGGUGAACUGGCAAGUUCCCACGUUGACUUGA